CAUCAUCACCGUGCCAUCUGUCUACUACAUUUUACUUCCUACUAUUCUUUUGAUCUACCUCAAAUAAAUACAAUAAAAUUUACAAACCUUCAUAUCUCCAAACAAACAUCAAGCUUUAAAUCAACAUAACCACCAAGAUGCACCCCCUCCUCACAACCCUCAAAUCAACCCUCACCCGGCCCCAAUCCUGGCUAUCAACCAGAACCACCCCAUCCCCAAUAACAAUAACACUAACCACCCUAACAACCAUCCUCCUGCCCCUCCUCUACAGCAAUUACAGAACCUACCUCUCCUACGGCCCCGGCGGCGCCCCAUAUAACCUCCUCGGCUGGUUCGGGGUGACGUUCCUCCUAUACCCAUUCGGGCGCAACAUGACCAGCACCACCGUCUACGAGAAGAAGAUCGCGAACGGCGAGACCCAAUCAUACCUUUCCGAAGACACAGUAGACAUGCUGAACGCACUGAAGAAGGAGAAAAGGCCCGCUGUGGGACCGCAUUAUGUGCCGCAGCGCCAGAUUGGGGAGUUUGCAGGGGAGGAGGUGAAGAAGCACCUCGACGAGCAAUUCUACGCCCUAGCAGAGCAGAACUCGCAGUUGGUGAAAAUCGCCGACUCGAGACUGGAGAUGCAUGCGGGUGCGAUAUUCCUUGCGACGGAGGAGCUUGCUAAUAGGAAUGAGACAACGAGGCAGUUAAAUGGCGAGUGUGUGCAUGUGCAUCGCUUGAAGGAUUAUUCCUUGCAUAUGGUUUUGGCGCCUGCGGAUUGCAAAAAAGUCUUCGAUGCUGGUUGGGGUCAGCGACAUGGUUUCAGUGGUGUGAAGAUUCCCAGGGCCUUGAUGGGCGGUAAAUUGAUUGAAUUGCCAUCUGAGUAUGUGUUGGUCUAUGCGCCGAGGACGAAGGAGGAGGUUGCACUGGUGCUGGGUCUCACGAAGGCGAGUCUAAGGUAUUUGACUGGCGAGGAGGUGCAGUGAAGAAAGAAUAUUCCGCAGGAAGGAAGUACUCGGCAAGAUCGGGUGUUGUUACGUGUAGCAUGACCCAUUGUAUAAUACGCUAGUCAAAAUUUUGUACGCUAAAGAAAGGAAGAAAGCACCCCUCUCUCACUCAUGUGAACUCAUAUAUUUUUUCUUGCAUAAUUGGGUGGUGGUGAUCAGGGCACCAUGGACUACUAGUUCCGAAACGGACAAAGUGAGAUGCAUAGUCCACAUGACCCUCAGGGCCUUGCAGAGAAUAUAUGAUAUUGAACUAGGCUGGAGUACUUACAUG
This is a messenger RNA of Aspergillus welwitschiae, 1260 nucleotides long. RefSeq lists its product as uncharacterized. The transcript has 3 exons. The coding region runs from base 138 to 968 and encodes 276 amino acids. The record is from RefSeq and is a predicted model, not a curated record. Lineage: Eukaryota; Fungi; Ascomycota; Eurotiomycetes; Eurotiales; Aspergillaceae.